CCACCCACAGUGCUUGCACAGGAAAAAACAGUAUACAUACGCUGUUCUUCUGAUUCGAGGUUAUUGCUUUUAUCAUCUCUACUGGCCUCAGUGUAGUCAGAAUUCGCCGGGUAUAGUUGGGCAGCGAUUUGGCUUGCUUUCCAGGGGGGAGGAAAAGCUACAAUUAAUUGCAUUGACUGCCAUAUCGUGUGCCUCUUAGCUCCUUGAUGGAUAGCGGCACCGGCAAGGACAUGGUGAUGGCUUCACUCCAUGACCACCAGAAUAGCCAGGCCCAAUUUGAAAAAAUCAAAAAGCAAACGGCGCGCAAGAAGUUUGCCAAACCGCCUGUCAAGGUAGCUUGUCUGUCCUGCCGCGCUUCCAGAGUAAGAUGCGAUGGAAAAGAGACAUGUUCAGGGUGCGCCAGUAAGGGGAAAGAAUGCAGCUAUCUCCCUAGCAAACGGGGAGGCCCACGGAAAAAAAAAGUGGGACAGCCCUCGUCCCUGGGUUUGGAACCCCAUGAUAAGUCAUGGGUGUCAACAUUCCCUCUUACCCGCGUACAUGAAGCGGUGUUUGAUCAAUUCGACUCCCUUGCUGUGCCAGGAGCUGGAUUGAGACAUCUUGACUUUUCUCCGGAAGUCCAGUCGAUGUUUGAAGAUUUAAUGGUACCUGCUAGUGGAGAUGUAUCGCGUGCUACGCUAGCUACAGAGCCCGUUCCCGUUAAUAUGCCUAGCCAGGAUCCCUCACGGGUAAGGGUAUACGGUAACGAACAUGACAUAUUAAAUGGAUAUUACAUAUUUAUCCAUCUAUAUUUUCCGAUAUUCCCUCCUGCACAUGCUCCCAUCGCAGUGGACCGCCCCCUGGAUUCCCCAGGGAAAUCUUCUAAUCCAAAAUUACAGGCCACAGAAACACCCUUGGGUUAUAUACCGAAGUCGCCCAUAAGCCUUGCAAUAUCAGCCAUUCUUGCACUCGUUCCCCAUCCAAAAGACCCAAAUCCUUCUUCACCAGAGUCAGUGCUCCUUCGAAGGUCGUAUGCUCAGUGGUUUUCUAAAGCCUCCUUGGACAGCGUUGAGGCGGAAUCCGAUCUUGCGGAGUCCGCCGCCAACCCUUCUCAGGCCCUUCUCAAUGAACAUCCCGUCCCUAAACGACCAUCGCUUCACCCGCACGUACCUGUUGAAUUAGAAGCCGUUCUAGCACUUCUAAUUCUUAGUGUUUACGAGUAUGCCCAGCGAGGAAAUCUUGUCAAAAUGCGGCACCGUGCUGGUCAGGCUUUUGUUACGGCAAUGAAUAUGUCGUUGCAUGCGUUGCCACCUGAAGAUAACAUUUAUUCUGAAGCGAAACGACGCGCUUGGUGGAUGACCUAUUACAGCGUUUGCCAAGGUUCAAUCGUGAGCACGACUCCUCCUACAAUCAUUCUCAACGACCCGCGAUUUGUGACCCCGUUUCCGCGUUUUGCUUCGGACCCAGAGGGUUGGUCAAUCCUAAUGCGAGCCCAGCACGCUCUUGUUGCUGGGACUCAAUUCAUUCUUGAUCUUAAUCAAGCCCUAAAAGCCCGAGGCAACAUGUCAUAUAUAUACGAGCGGAUGAAAAAAGUUGACGCUUGGAUUCGGCCCGUUUUGGCCCACGCCACGACUACCCCAUCUAUGCCUCCCUUGAAUGGGAUGACUGAUUCUGAAUCAAUAACUGCGCAAAGUAUCCGAAAAAUAUCCCUUCUCAAGCUUUCGAGCGCCCACAUCAAAACUCACCGUUUCCGUGCAUUCUUGGAUAUCCCCAUUUUUAUCAAAAAACACUGCGACCUCACUUGCGCCAGCAUAGGGUACCUAGGGCAUGAGGCCGACGCACAAGGAAGCUCAAAGCUUUGCUGCGCUUCAACCAACUUAUCUAAUAUUCCUACAAUACCUCCGUCGGGUCAAUCUCCAUCCUCUUGCUCGACAACAUCAGAUGUCUCUGGCGCCACCACAUCCUCCUCAACUUGGGUUAACGAGGAUGCGUUUCCAUUCACGAAUCACGAAUCAACGGAGAUCUGUUUAAACUCCGCUCUCACCAUCGCUCACAUGUUCCGCACCCUCCCGUAUCCGACCCCAAUAUACGAUGAUAAGGAUCUAGUAAGUAUCUCCCCAAGGUCGCGAUCGCCUUCGGAUGAUCCUGCUUCCGCCCUUCCACGGACUAUGCCUUCUUUUGCUUGCUGUGCCAUGCAGAGCAGCUAUGCCAUGCUCAUGCUUUAUUAUAAAUCUCGAGUCAUAGACCACACUAGCAGUGUAGAAGGAAACCCACUAAAACCCUCUGACGACUUAGCGGAUGAGCUUCAGUAUGGUUUGGAGUGUGUGAUAUCUGCCGUUAGAAACUAUUCAAUAGCGUUUGAGGCGCUGGAUGGAAUGAGAGACGAAAUUGAAGGCGCUUUCAUGACAGCUUUCCCGCAGCCAUAAUUAGCCCGCAGAGUUUCUUCGACUAUCUUAAAUCUAGUCUUCCCAUCUCGGAAAUCACGUCAAGCCUCUGCUCCCGCUCUCUGGCUAUCGCGAACGACCAAGCGGGAUGCUAAAUUUGCAGCGGAUACAUUUCACUUAUCUCCUCUCUCUCUCUCUUUCCUCUUUUUUUUUUCGCUCUCUCCUCACUUGCAGCGGAUUUGAAUGAUUCCAUGACCCACCCUCACUUUACGCCUGAUUUCACAUAUAUUUAUUUCCAGGAUAUAUUUCCCUUCAUAUACAUAAUCUUUCUGGAUAUGUUAGCCUCAUUUUUCAUCAUACCCGCCAAUUUUCUUCUUCCUUCUCCUUACCACCUCCCUUUUUUUUCGUCUUCAUUUUCGUUUUUCACUUUUUUGUUUGGGAUGUCGCCUGUCCAUUUAUUUAGGUUGGCCUAGAGGUCAUAUUUCUUCCCGGAUACCUCUCUCCCUUGUAUAUUACACAUCUUUCUGCCUUUUCUUUCUUGCAAUUUUUCUCGUCUAUAUACCAAUAUCGUUAGUCGCCACAGUCCCUCAGUUAGCAAUCAAUGCAUAAUGCGUGGCGUAUUUUUUUCGGACUUAUUAUACACCCUUGUUUCCCUUAACCCUAACACAUUCCACGUAGCUUCUUCACUUUCUGACAUGUUCCUCUGUAACUUAUAAGAUGCGUAUUUGGUUACCGUUACUAAAUUACAUUAUCUAUUUACAUUAGAUCACAUCACCAUCCCCCCCCCCGCGUUGAACAGCUCGACAAAGGAAUAUCAUAUCCAAGACAGGCAGGAACCAGGACGGAAUAAACGACACACAUCAACAAGAUAGUAGAACGUGUGCGUACACAGGACAAAAUCUAUCUAUAAUGCCGCUAAAGAAAGAAGCAGUGGGCAAAUGAAGAAUUCAGAAGAAUAGAAAGCAGCGACAUUCCAAACGCACCGCUUUUCCUGGGAAACGAGAACAACGCCAUUCACUGACCACGCUGUAAAAUAGAUAUAGACAGGAGAAGGUCAAAGAGGCAUCGCUCAAAGCUUAGACCUAAUCCCUUCAAGGCGAAACUUGACAUCUUUCAGUACCUUGCUGGAAGGCUUCCAGUCGUCAAACAGCUUCAGGAGCUCCGAAGUUUCCUCGGAUAAUUCGCGUCGCACGUAUUCUUCCUCCAGGACACCUCGCAUGGCGAAAGGGAGGAUGUAUGGGUUUCCGUUUGGUGAACGGCUCGAUGUGUUUAUUUCUAGUUUGGCAUUGGGAACGGGAAGCGUUUCGAGCGUGAACUCGAUAGCGAGUCUGAAAGAAAACGAAUUGUCAAUAGAUUGCACAUUUUGCUGAGGGUAUCUCAU
Molecule: messenger RNA, 3741 nt
Organism: Blastomyces gilchristii SLH14081
Lineage: Eukaryota; Fungi; Ascomycota; Eurotiomycetes; Onygenales; Ajellomycetaceae
Product: C6 zinc finger domain-containing protein
Exons: 10
Coding region: 207-2402 (731 amino acids)
Biological process (GO): regulation of DNA-templated transcription
Molecular function (GO): zinc ion binding; DNA-binding transcription factor activity, RNA polymerase II-specific
Source: RefSeq, a predicted model, not a curated record